ACUGAGGAGGACCCUGCGAAUGCCCUUCUAGAACCACUGUGGCCAGAGAUACAUCAGGAACUGAAAAUUAUUGAACCUGAAGAGGAGCUCUUACUCUUGCCAGCAGCUGCCCCCAAGAUGGGCCUAAUUUCUGAAUCCUCUUCUUCAGUACAAACAGAUAGUUCUUCCUCUGGCCCAGGGCAGAGUCCAACACUGUCUGAGCAGAACUCUGCAGGCAGAACACCACAGACAGCAACUCAGGUGCCUUUAUUUGGUGCCACUGGCAGGGAACAACAAGACAGCCUCCACAACUGCAAGUCUGAUGUGGUUGCACAGCAGAGCUGUGUUUCAGCCCUACCCAAACUGGGUACUCUUCUGACUGGCACAGCCACUCCAAAGAACCAUCACCCAGUGGUGGACAGCAGAAGUGAAUGUCUCACUCCUCCCCUGGACUGGAAGCUUCAUAGUCAAUCAGAAUUUAAUGAGGUUGCCCCAGGUGAUGAAUUUUCUUGUUCCAGAGGAGCGUGUCCAGAGUCAGGGAGAGAAAAAGAUAGCACUUGCCAGCUGCAGAGGGAAAAGGAUGGUCUUACCGGGGUCCAGACUCAGAGGGAGAAACCUGAGAUAAUGAUUGCUGAUGAAAGGGACACAUUCUCCUCCAAGGUGCUGAGUGGAGCUGGAAUCCAGGAGCUGAAGGAGGGCAAUGCUGUUAGUAGAACCCAUGAUGCUGGUGACCAGGAUGAUGAGGAUACAUGGACAGAUAAUGUGCAGAGUUUAGAACUUGUGGAGCCAUGGGAGGAUCACCAGUGGGUUACAAGCCCACUCCAUUCCCCCACCUUUAAGGACAUUCAGGAGAAGAUGAUACAGGAGUUUCAGCCACAGAGCCGGAGAGCAGAGACAGGCCUUUCUCUCAGACCACGAUUCAGUCGCAGCCUCUCCCUGGACAGUAAAGACACAGUGAUGAGUCUGUGGGCUAUCCCAUUCUCUUUCAUAGAUGCCACUGACCAGCAGCAACCAUGCAGUAACAUUCUGCCAGUGACUUGUGAGCUUCCCAAAGCACAACCCAUUUCCCCAUCUAGUCUGGGCAAAGCUAAGCAAGAUGAGAAUGGCACAAGUCCUCCAGAAGAACCUUUGAAACCUGAGCAGCUGAUGUACCCCCUCAGCAGGGAGGAAGCACCAGCUGAGAAAGAAGGACUCUCCAGAAUCUCUCUUUCAGAGCCAGAGGAAAAGGAAGUGACUAUGAGCAAAGAAAACCCUUGGAGCUCAAAGCCUGAGCUGUCUUUACCAUACCAAAAUAGCUCAAGCAGUUCUUCACAGGCAAAGAACACAAAGGAAGAGUUAUCUAUGUCUCAGGACACUGCCCUGGGCAAAGAGACAGUUACCAAAGCAUUGUGCUCUGCCACUGAGUCACAGCUGAGUAAUAAAGGUGAAGAAACACCUCGCAAAGCGAAGACUAGGCCAUCAUCCCUCAACUUGGAUUCACUCCUUCCAGCCCCAGAUUUCUUCACAUUCGAGAGCCUAUCCAUGUCCUCUGCCCCUGGGAACCUCUUGUGCGGGCAGAAGGAAGUAAAAAGCAGUGAUUCUGUCCCAUCCUUGCCGACUGCCUGCCCUGUUGCCAGUAAAGGUGUUUCCUGGGGGUCUCAUUUCAAUGCCCACAUGGAUCUAGACCUGGAUUACCUGGCAGUGGCCCAUACCACCACUGGCCGUCGUAACUCUGCCCCUGUCAGCGUGUCGGCGGUCAGGACCUCCUUCAUGAUUAAGAUGUGCCAGGCUAGAGCGGUGCCCGUGAUACCGCCCAAGAUUCAGUACACCCAGAUCCCCCAGCCCCUGCAAGCUCAGAACACUGCUCCACCAGCCGAGAAGAAGGAAGCAGAAGCCAAGCAGGCCAUCAGGCAAACUCAACGGGUGGCAUGGAGCCACCUGGAGGCCCCCAAGAGCCCACUGGCAGAGAAGAAAGCCAAAGCAGAGAAAGAAAACAGUGACCCAGCUCAAAAGGACUCAGCCUGUCCUUGGCACAGCAGUCUUGGCUCUCCACUGGAGCCAUCUCAGUCCAGUCAUCACCCCGUUCUGGACGCCCCUGUUCUGCGCCGAAAGCGCACGUCUGAGGGGGAGACAGCUGGAGAUAACCCACAGUCCUCAAAGAUGGAGAGGCCAUCAGGGUUCUCCAAGCCUUCCUAUAGAUCUAGGCCCGGGAGGCCCCAGAGUCUGAUUCUCUUCAGUCCCCCUUUCCCCAUUAUGGACCAUCCCUCCUCUUCAGCAGACUCCAGGGUGUUGUUAUCACCCAUAAGGAGCCCCACUCAGACCACCUCUUCGAGCCCCAUUUGUGGUGAUCUGCCUGAGACUUCGCGGACAACACCUGAGGGGGUGACGCUGAGGAACAAAAUGACCAUCCCCAAGAAUGGCCAGAGACUGGAGACCUCUACUAGCUGCUUUUACCAGCCUCAGAGGCGCUCUGUGAUUCUGGAUGGACGAAGUGGGAGGCAGAUCGAAUAG
Messenger RNA from Pelecanus crispus (Dalmatian pelican), 2469 nucleotides. Lineage: Eukaryota; Metazoa; Chordata; Aves; Pelecaniformes; Pelecanidae. The record is from RefSeq and is a predicted model, not a curated record.